This is a messenger RNA of [Candida] anglica, 519 nucleotides long. Lineage: Eukaryota; Fungi; Ascomycota; Pichiomycetes; Serinales; Debaryomycetaceae. The record is from the annotation of a GenBank genome assembly.
CCACAUACUAUGCUGACACCUCCCAUUGAGAACAAUGAUAUCAAAAUAAGAUUCAUAUCUUUGAUAUCGCCUAACGAUCAACCAUUGUAUAUCCAGUCAUUUGAUGGCAGCAAGGACUCGGCAAACUAUCUUAAAUACAAUUUCCUCUCUCAUAUGGCAUUGGAUGUAUUUGCAUCUCCAGCAUCCUUGGGAUUGAAGGAACAGAUACGUUCAUCAGAGGAUGGCUCCUUGUUGCUACUCAUUCAAGAUGGUGUUCGUGUUUACGGGUAUGAAACUAACACAAAUUUAAAGAUUAUCAUUGGCUUGGGAGAGGGAGAAGUAGAUCAGGAAGAUACAGGCGAAGCUAAUUCACAUUCACUGGUGAAUAGAUCCUUAGAGGAAGUGUUUGUUCAAGUACAUAAAUGUUAUUUAAGGGUGAUAUGUAAUCCGUUUGUGGAUAUGACGGGAAAUAAUGAUUCACUUCUUAGCACUCCUUCAUUUGAUCUUUCCAUAAAACAUAUUGUAAAUGAAUGGAAUUAA